Messenger RNA from Pelobates fuscus (common spadefoot toad), 1593 nucleotides. Its product is annotated as phospholipase A2 inhibitor and Ly6/PLAUR domain-containing protein-like. The transcript has 5 exons. NCBI's taxonomy places the organism in Eukaryota, Metazoa, Chordata, Amphibia, Anura, Pelobatidae. The record is from RefSeq and is a predicted model, not a curated record. The coding region runs from base 110 to 760 and encodes 216 amino acids.
AAAUCCUUCCCCUCUCCCCCCAUCCGUCCUGCGUAUAAAAUGCCACACCCUGAGGAUGUGAUGAUCAGGACCAUACUUCCAGCACCCACAUCUCUUUGAACGCUGCACCAUGGGCUCUUCGGUAGCUGUGCUGUGGCUGCUGGCUGCCGUAAUGGGGGAAGCUCUGUCCCUGGACUGCAUUGAAUGCAACAGUACAACUUCAAAUAACUGCAUGGGAUCCAAGAAAACCUGCCAACAAGACCAGGACCAAUGCAUCGCCACCUACACAGAGAGCAACAUACAAAAUGAAAAAUUUAAGUUAUUUUCCAAGGAGUGUGGUUACCUUAAAGACUGUGAUAAGACGUCCCGUAUGACUUUCAAUCAGACCUUUUAUUUUAAGUCCAGCAAGUGCUGCAAUACAAAUGAAUGCAAACAAGACCCCAUAACUUUUCCAGACAAGAGAGAAAAACUAUCACUGACCUGUUCCUACUGUAAUGAAAAAGCUGACAAAUGCAAGAGCAGUGAGCAGCUGCAGUGUAUGGGAGACGAGACCAAAUGUCUAACCUACGUCUACACCAAGAUGGAAAAUAACAAGAAUGUCACCCACUCGAUGGCUGGUUGUGCAAAUGAGAAUAUGUGUGCGUCAAAGAAGGCAGUCUCUCACCACGGAGAUCAAGGAGCUAUAACCAUGAAGUUUGAAUGCAACCGUGCCUCCUCGAUUCUUUCCAAUCUUCUCCUCCCAGCAGUGUCUGGCCUCCUGUUCCUCAAACUCUUGUCUUAAGAGCUUACCGUGGAGGCUGUGUGGAUUGAGGCAAUCCUUCCAAGGCUUGGGGAUGGGGGGAUUUUGGAGAGCAUUGCAAAGCAAGGUGUACCCAUAUACAGUAUACGAGCAAGGCAAUGCAUGUUUAUACUCUGAAUAUUUGCAGACCCACUUAGAUCUAUAUAACUGUGCAAACCCAUUUACAUUCUCGUUAUGUAUGUGCCGAACAAUGUAUACCUAUCUACACAAGACAAGCAGAAAAAAAAUAUAUGUAUAUCUCAUUUACAACACAGGAAAAUCAUAUCAAAUAUACAGUAUAUGUUCCAAGCAAUGCAUGGCUAAUAGUGGUACAAUGUUAACGUUAUGCUUACAACAUGUCAAGAACUGUCAAGGCUUUCAGCAAAAAAGCAGCAUUGCUAUAAGCUAUGGUAGGAAAAGGUCAAAGGUUAUACAAAAACAACCUUACCUAGAAUUAUCCUGAUCGGCAACUUGUACGUCAGCACAUUUGCCCCUUUUCUCUUAACGAUAUAAAGACCCCCCCGAGUGCGGACAUUAACCGGGUCUAAAAAAAAAAAAAAUCUGCAGCAUUAGCGCCAAAGUCUGUAUUUACUUCAUUCUCUAUCAUGGAAUCAGGCAUGGAUGAGAUUUAUUAAAAUGAGAUGAAAUCUACGUUGUGUUGGAUUUGGCAGAAAGCUUUACCUUAGUGCUUAGUUCAAUUUUGGAAAAUGAUCCUAUACUCUAUAUACAUGUAAUCUUUCCAUUGUUCCUAUGAACGUGCGUGUGAGUGAGUGUGUGCGUGGUGGGUGCGGUUUCACCCGCUGUUGGGAAGCAAAACUUUAAAUUAAUAAAUUAAA